Aspergillus pseudonomiae is the source of this 580-nucleotide messenger RNA. RefSeq lists its product as uncharacterized. The transcript is spliced from 3 exons. Bases 109 to 441 code for a protein of 110 amino acids. The record is from RefSeq and is a predicted model, not a curated record. Lineage: Eukaryota; Fungi; Ascomycota; Eurotiomycetes; Eurotiales; Aspergillaceae.
CCAACACUAAAGUCACAAUUGACGAUCGCAAGCACUAUCUUUGGCAAUCCCGAUCUUUGCACAUACUUGCUUCAACUCACUCAGGUACCUCUCCCACUUUUCCAAACCAUGGGCGGUAAGGAAAUCAGGGACCCCGUGAUCCACGGAAACCCGUUCCCCACGAGUUUCCAGAAAUGCCGUUGGAACUCUCCAAGGAAUGAAUGGGCCAUUCCAUCCAAAGAUGGUGGAAGGCAGAGCCUCACUACUCAGGGUUUCAGCAUGUACAGCCGAGUCGGGCAACUCGGGGCGCUCAGCCUCAGUUUGUGUCAUAUCCACGAUGAGGUCAUCAUUAUGUCGAACAAUGACUCGGCCAGUGUAAAUAAGAGAAUGAGUAUAAGAUGGAUAGAUAUCACGGUACCGUGGUUUUUUCCUCGGAUGAUGAUCCACAUUUCCCCAAACUGACAGGUUUACCAUGGACUGGAAUAUUCGUCGUAGUUGAUUGAUAUGGGAUAUACCGCGUUGUUGCUGAAUCGGAUAUCCGUAUUGAUCAAUCAUACACUCGUGACUCGACUGCUUCAUCACGAGAUAGUUGUUCCACAGA